Molecule: messenger RNA, 2152 nt
Organism: Cyclopterus lumpus (lumpfish)
Lineage: Eukaryota; Metazoa; Chordata; Actinopteri; Perciformes; Cyclopteridae
Gene: mapre3a
Product: microtubule-associated protein, RP/EB family, member 3a
Exons: 7
Coding region: 123-947 (274 amino acids)
Biological process (GO): protein localization to microtubule plus-end; regulation of microtubule polymerization or depolymerization; spindle assembly
Cellular component (GO): microtubule plus-end; cytoplasmic microtubule; microtubule organizing center
Molecular function (GO): microtubule plus-end binding
Source: RefSeq, a predicted model, not a curated record
GUUGCCAAAGCACUGCACCGCGCGCGCGCGCGCUCGCUGACAACGACGACGACGACGGGCAUUGACAUCAGUGGAGACCGCGAGCGUGACAACAACACGGAGGCUCCUGAAUACCGUUUGGGAUGGCAGUGAAUGUGUACGCCACAUCGGUGUCCAUCGACAACCUCAGCCGACAUGACAUGCUGGCAUGGGUCAACGAUUCCCUGCACCUCACCUACACUAAGAUCGAACAGCUCUGCUCAGGAGCGACAUACUGCCAGUUCAUGGACAUGUUGUUUCCGGGUUGUAUCCUUCUGAAGAAGGUCAAAUUUCAAGCCAAGCUGGAGCAUGAAUCUAUACACAACUUCAAACUUCUUCAGGCAGCUUUUAAAAGGAUGAGCAUCGACAAAAUAAUUCCCGUAGAAAAGCUCGUGAAAGGGAAGUUCCAGGACAACUUUGAAUUCGUGCAGUGGUUCAAGAAGUUCUUCGACGCCAACUACGACGGGAAGGAGUACGACCCGUUGCUAUCCAGACAGGGGCAGGACGUGGCCCCCGCCCCCAACCCAGGUGAUCACUUUAUCCACAAACCAAAGAGAAACGCAGGACCACAGAGGACAUCGCCGACGGUUCCCAAAAACAUGCCAACACCACAGCGGGUCCAACACAACAUACCAGCCAUGAGGAAGAACCCGUCUUUGUCUAGAAACGGGGGCAGCGACGCUGAGAUCAUGGAGCUAAAUCAACAGUUGAUGGAGUUGAAGUUGACUGUGGACGGACUGGAGAAGGAGAGAGACUUCUACUUCAGCAAACUACGGGACAUCGAGCUGAUCUGCCAGGAGCACGAGAGUGAAAACAGCUCCGUCCUCAGCAGCAUAAUCAACAUUCUCUACGCAACGGAGGAUGGCUUUGCACCUCCGGAGGACGAGGACCUUGAAGAACAAGCUCACCUGGACCAGGAUGAAUACUGAGCACCCCCCUCCUCCCCCUCCCAACAUCUCCAUCUUCCCUUUCCUUUUCUUUUGGCCCUCAUAUAUUUUCUAUUCUCUCUGCACGCGCUCUAUAAAUACUCACCAUUAUCCCUCCUUCCCUCCCUCCCUCAGUCUUUUCUUUUCUUUCUCAUACGUAUAUAUCUGUUCGUAACCCUCCCCCCCCCCCCCCCAUCUGCCCUCUGGCUGUCUCUCCCCCCCCGAUACACAACUAGUCUGCAUCCUCCUCCGCUCACAACAUUAACACAUAACAGUAAACAGUGAGUUUUAAAGUCUGUAAAUAUUGCCGACAUUGCGAUUUCCGAGCGAACAAAUGUCUUCGCUCGUUACGGAGUUAUUUAAUCUGAUUUAACUUUGGUGCGCUGUGAUAUUCGAGCUCGGAAAACAACGCCCGUGCCAUUCGGGACACUCCCCAGAGCUACUAAAAACCGAAACGAAAAGUGGGACUUUUGUUUUUUAAAUAACGAUUUCUUAUUUAUUUAACUUAUUUAUCUUAAUUUUUUAGAUUAACUUCAUGUAGCAAAAAAAAUUGGUGCAACGACUACUGUGCGUGAAUUGAAAGCUUGAGGCCGCGUGUGUUAUUUUAAUUAUGGCUUGUGCUUGAGUCAUUAUCGAGCUUAUUUUUUCGGUUUCAGAGGGUUCACGGCAUGUCGAAAAGGUCGAAGGAAAUUCUUUUGUCUCGACUCGAGGCGUGCGAUCAGUGCUCCACGAUUAUUCAUCAGUGAACCAGCAACAUAUCUGAGCAUGAGAAUGUUACACAUUGACUGUGAAUGAGUGAUAUUUUGUAUACGUGUGUGUGUGUGUGUGUGUGUGUGUGUGGGGAUUUUAUCCGAUGUCGCACGAUCACCGGUUAAAAUCGCCGAUAUAUCUUUUAGGCCGACGUGCAGAAAGUUUGACAUUUUAGGAGGUGGGAAAAGCCACCGCCUGCAGACUUGACGACACGGUUAGAGAUCGUAGCAGUAAAAAUGUUGGCUUCUAAAAAUAUUAAAAAAGGGGGUGCCCCUAACACUGAAUAAAUUAAUACAUGUACGUGUUGACACACCACAGGGUUUGUUGUGUUUUUUUUUCUUCCUGCUAACCAUACUGUGUUUAGACUUUUUUAUUUUGCUAUUAAGGGUUGCCCAGGGUAUCUUGAGUUGUAGUUAUGGAAAGAAAGUCAGUCUAAAUAAAUCGUUGACUAUUUUUGA